AUGGGCAACUAUUGGACUAAUCUGUUCCUGAAUGAAGAAAUCAUGCAAGUUAGACACUUGGUAUUCAAGAAGAUAAUGUUUCCAUCUUCUACACAGAUCGGAAAAGCCACAGUAUAUGAAAUGAAUGAUAUUGCUAUUCCUAACGACAUGUUGUGGCUGUAUGAAAUAAAGAUUGUAUCUGGAAGUGAUUGUGCCCCUGUACUCGGCUCUGGUGAGGCCGCACCUUGAGUACUGUGUUCAGUUUUGGGCCCUCGCUACAGGAAGGACAUGGACGUGCUCGAGCGAGUCCAGAGAAGGGCGACCAAGCUGGUGAGGGGUCUGGAGAACAAGUCUUACGAGGAGCGGCUGAGGGAGCUGGGCUUGUUCAGCCUGGAGAAGAGGAGGCUCAGGGGCGACCUUAUCGCUCUCUACAGUUACCUUAAAGGAGGCUGUAGUGAGGUGGGGGUUGGUCUGUUCUCCCACGUGCCUGGUGACAGGACGAGGGGGAAUGGGCGAAAGUUGCGACAGGGGAGUUUUAGGUUGGAUGUUAAGAAGUACUUCUUUACCGAAAGGGUUAUUAAGCAUUGGAACGGGCUGCCCAGGGAGGUGGUGGAGUCAACAUCCCUGGAGGUCUUUAAAAGACGUUUAGAUGUAGAGCUUAGCGAUAUGGUUUAG
Messenger RNA from Cygnus atratus (black swan), 654 nucleotides. RefSeq lists its product as uncharacterized. NCBI's taxonomy places the organism in Eukaryota, Metazoa, Chordata, Aves, Anseriformes, Anatidae. The record is from RefSeq and is a predicted model, not a curated record.